GUGUCCUAUGGGCUUCGUUCAACACGGGACUUCGUGUUAUAUGCCAUUUCAUAUAAAAGCGUCGUGGUCAGAGGCUAAUUACUACUGUAAGAUGAUUCAGUCUUCUCUGCUGUCCAUUGACGACGCAAGCGAAGAACAGUUCAUUACUGGAUACAUUGGAAGACUGGGACCUGCUGCUUUUUCGAGCGAUUCGCUCUGGCUUGGAGGUACCAGCUUAUUUUCUGGGAGCUGGAUUUGGACACUUACCCAGACCAGUCCUGUCUACACCGCCUGGGCUCCCAGUGAACCUUCUACUCACCCUCUAAACAAAUGCAUGGCCAUAGGGUUCAAGUCUCAGUUCAAGUGGACAGCUAAUGUCUGUGAGCAGUUAAACAACUUUAUUUGCGAAUCCCCGUCAUAAACCAAGUCAUAAUAAUGCUUUGUUA
Saccostrea cuccullata (small rock oyster) is the source of this 425-nucleotide messenger RNA. RefSeq names its product perlucin-like. The record is from RefSeq and is a predicted model, not a curated record. The coding region runs from base 8 to 400 and encodes 130 amino acids. The transcript has 4 exons. Lineage: Eukaryota; Metazoa; Mollusca; Bivalvia; Ostreida; Ostreidae. Gene Ontology annotation, molecular function: signaling receptor activity.